AUGGCGGGACCUCGGCGAUCUUCCUUGCUUCUUUUUCCGUUUGUGUUAUUCAUGCUUCUUUUGUGGAGGGGGAGGUGCUCCACGGAACAGAAACUCGGCCGCCGGUCUCCUCCCACAGACGGCGGUUUCUGCGAUCAGCUGAUUCGCCCUCUUGGCUACGCCUGCACUGAGCACGUGGUAUGAAAGAAGAUGAAGUGCCUAUUCUCUUUCUGGAAUUUUUUUGACGGUAUAAUUCAUGGAAACGGAGAUGAUUCUGCUGUUACUUGGUUUCUACCCUUCUCAUCUGGCUUUUGGACGUGGUUCGUUCGAUAUGGCUACUUCCUAUCUUCAAUUAUCAUGUUUUAGGUGUUCUCACACUAGCUAAUAAUUGGAGGAGGUGGUGGAUGUGUUUUAAUGUUAUAAACCACCAUAUUGCCUUCCCAGAAAUAUUUUAUGACGUUAAUGACCAUUCUGGAUAUUAUACACAUAGAGCGACAUACAAUUCAAUCCAGCCUUAUCCACGAUUGGUUGACUUCGUAUCAUUGAUUGUGCUAUAGUUUUAUAUUUUAGGGUGAGUUCAACUAACAUAUUGUUGGCUAUCUUUGCUUUUGCGCCAUAUUUUGUUGGGCUAGACCGUCCGCACGUCCACUGAAAUGGUGUCCUUAUAUUUUCGGAUCAUUUUUGGUUUACGUUCUGCACGUGUGCUUACUAAUUGGAUAUUUAUAUGCACUUCAUUCCUUACGGACGGUCUUGCUCCUUAUCUUAGUCUCCUCUGUAGAAGUAACAGCUGUGGUUUCUCUUUGGGCGAUAUCUUUUUUCUAAUCAAUUACAUUUUCUAUGAUUCAAAGUCUGUUUAAAUUUUCUUUGACAAGCCUGUAUUUUUAUGACUCCAUAUCCUUCCUGCUGCUUCAUUCUGCAUGUUCUUAUUCUUGUUUCGUCAUGAUAUUGAUGGACGACAGGCAUUAGACAGAUAUAUCCAUGUAGCGAUUAUUUUAUCAGCAGGAACAGUACUACCGUUUUCUUAUGGCGCCAGGAAGCUCAUUCGUUUUCUUAUGUGCAAGGGCUUUGCCCGUGUUGUCAAUCAAUCGACGCCCAUCAGUUUUUGAUUUUCUAGAUCUUGUAGACCCUGAAGAAUUGCUUAGAGUAAACAGUGACUGGGAAUAUGGGACAUUUUUAGCCAGUGACAUCAUUUUGUCCAAUGUUAAGUUGGGCGAAGGCUACUGGAUUGGGUAAGUAGGCGUCUGAGGUGAGCAUGGUGAACAACUGCACAAUGAUGAGAUUUCCACUUGCUUGACCUUUUGAAUUCCUUACUUCAGAGUAAGUUUUCUGUAGUCGUUGCCCGAUAAUAUAGAUAUUCUAGUUUUCAAUGUUGUUCAAAUGAUGUUCUUGGGGAAUCAUUGUCAGGUCCAAACAGAUGAUGGUUUUCUUUUGGCUGUUCAACGAAUUCAAGAUGGGAAGAAUACCCAGAAAUUUGGGUCACCUCGCCCGGUUUUUCUUCAGCAUGGACUAUUUCAGGUAGCUGUUAGUUGAUCUAGGUGGAAUUUCCUACUUGCUUUCACAUCUCACUCGUUUGAUCAUGAUUCUAUCAUAUAGUAGUCAUGUUCAAGGCUCCUUUAUCAAACCUCCUCUCUCCCCGUUCUGCAUGUCAUUAUCACAAGUUUAAGGGCCUGUUAAAACUCCAUUUCUUUUUUGGGGGCAUGGACUGAUUGCCAAGUGCUGAUAUGGGUGCAAGUCGGACAGUCCUACUGACACUGAGAGAUGUAAAAGUUGGACGGCUGGACAAAUAUAUCCAUCUUCUCAUUUAUAUGCCAAAUAAAUUAAACUGAUAAAAUUAUGGUAGAGACUCACGGAAAACGUUGCUGUUGAUUUCCAAAAGGUACAUUUCUAAAAUGUUUCUCUCAUUGACUAAAUGUAUCUAAGCGUGGAAAGUUGAAAUUCCUGGAUCUGAAGCUAGGAGAUUUCAUGUUUAUCCUACCGCGCUUAUGGACGAAAAAUUAAAAUAAUUAAUGAUUAUUCAAAGUAUAACAAUAAGAUAGCUAAGAUGUAAGAAAGCAAAUCGCCGUGCUUGUGUAAGAUCAACAUGCUAACAUCUCUGGCUAUGAAGAUGCCGUGUCAUAAAUUUAUUUGAUUGUAGCAACUCGGUACCUAAAGUCAUAGCAUGCAUGCCAUGUUUUCGGUUUAAUAAAUCAUAUCUGAACACUCUAAACAUUGCUGACAUUAUCCGGCUGAAAUUUUUGCAUUGGUAUCCCUUUAUUAUUGCUCAAAUUUUCAUUCGAUAAAGCCAAUGAAUCCAAGCUGACUUUCAAAUUUGGCACUAGUUGGAAAGAAAAGAAAGAUACGUAGUUCUUAAGUCAUUAUUUUCUUUGUUUCUGCAGAGGAAUGCAUUUCUUUUAUCUGGAGCUGAAGAAAAGAUUAUGAAGGGUGAAAUUUUUCCUGUUACAUAUUUGUUAUCUCAUGAACUAAUCUUAAAUACGCUGGUAUUAAAUUAUGACAGGGAGGUGACACAUGGUUUUUGAACCCUACUGAACAAUCACUGGGAUUUGUCCUUGCUGAUCACGGUUUUGAUGUAUGGGUUGGGAAUGUACGUGGCACACAUUGGAGCCGUGGACACAUCAGUCUUUCUGAGACAGAACGGGUAUCAGUGCAAUUGAUGUUUGAGUGACUUCCUUCAAGAAAAGUUACCAGUAUAUCGAAUUUUGUUUUGGCGCUUACUCUUUGAAAUAUGUCCGGUUUAUCAAACAUUCUGACAUAGGCCUUCAUCUUUACUGGUUCACAGGUUUUUUGGGAGUGGAGUUGGCAAGAACUCGCUGAAUAUGACCUAAAGUGUAUGGUUAACUAUGUAUACUCGGUCACCAAUUCAAAAGUCCUCUUUGUCGGACACUCACAGGUUGAUUAUCUAUUUUGAAAGUCUUAUUUUUUGACCGAAGAAGGUCGUAUGUUCUGAAAUUCUCAUCGUUCUACUUGAGGAAGCUGUCUAUUUGUCGCAGGGAACUAUUAUGGGUUUAGCUGCCUUGACUAAGCCAGAAGUAGUUGACAUGAUCGAGGCUGCCGCACUUCUCUCUCCGAUAUCUUAUUUAGACCAUAUCAGCUCUCAACUGGUGCUUAGAGCAGUUGGAAUGCAUCUGGAUCAGGUAUUGUAUGGAUCAGAGGUCAUAUGGGAGAAGAUAUAUGGAGCUUUUGUACUAGCCAUUCAGUAAAUUUGUGCAACAAUGACCACUGUUGUGUCUAUGGCAGGUGCUUCUCACAAUGGGUAUCCACGAGCUUAACUUCAGAAAGUCUGUUUCCACUUCCGUCCGCAUACUCAUGAUUUUCUCAAUCUACCGUAGUAUACCACUGUGCUUGCCAAUGUUCAUUGCCUAUGUUUUCAUCUUAUGUACAGUGACCUUGGGGUUCGGAUAAUGGACUACUUAUGCGAUGGCUUCAUGGACUGUGGCAACAUCCUGUCGGCCAUCACAGGUACACCCCACCUGUCCCCUGGCCUUCUUGCUACUCGGGCGUCCAUCCAUCAGCUUUUAGGUCGACAUUUCAUUCAUUUUAAUAUUCUUGAAUCAGUGUUGAAGCUGGUGCCCUAGUUUUGCUCGAAUGUGCUAUCUCCAACACUAACCUGCGGCCCCUUCCCUUUUCGGUCACCCCUUGGGGUCGGAAAUAGCCCCUAUAUCAGCUCAAAUUACAGAUUUUACUUGUCUAAACACUGAACUGUUUCGAAGAGUUACGAUCCUUCCGACCGAUUUUUCCUGGUUCAAAGCUUCACGGCCAGCUUAUAUCUUACGUCCCUACGCAUAUCAAUCAAUCGUCCACGGUAUUCAUUGAUAUGAGCGAUUGCCACCACCGGAUUAACGAACUAAACUUGUUGAGAGGCAGUAGCUGAUAAGGCUAGUGCCGCAGCUGCUGGGCCACCAGAAGAAGCUGAUGCGGAGUUGAUGCCAGGGUCUGAAAUUAUGGAGGGCGACGACUAUCUGAGCCGGUGGGAGCUCCGCUCACUGUUUCUCUCUUGUGGCAGGGAAGAAUUGUUGCUUCAAUGAUUCUCGCGUGGAGUAUUAUCUGGAGUACGAACCACAUCCAUCUUCGGUGAAGAACAUCAACCAUCUCUUCCAAAGUUAGUCUGCGUCCAAUUCAUCGUCUCUCCAUCAUGCGUUCCAUUCCGUCUUCACCAUACCUAGCUAUUCUGAUGCAUCAGACAUCGUCUGCCACCACGAAUGAGCUAAUGAAUCUCUCUCCCCCUGUCAUUUCUACGGAGAUAGCUAACUACACUCGCCUGCAGUGAUCCGAAAGGGCACCUUCACCAAGUACGACUACGGCGUGUGGGGCAACCUGAAGCACUACGGGCGGAUGCAUCCGCCGCCGUACGAUCUCGCGGCAAUUCCCAAGUCGUUGCCUCUGUGGAUGGCUUACGGCGGCAACGAUGCGCUGGCGGACACGACCGACGUAGAGCGGAUGAUGCGGGGGCUGAGCUCGGAGCCGGAGACGGUGUACCUUGAUUCGUACGGCCACAUCGACUUCAUCUACAGCGUGAACGCUAAGGUCGAUAUCUACGACAAGAUGAUCAGUUUCUUCAGCUCCUGCGGCCAGGCUGCAAGCAUCUGGUCGGCGUAG
Messenger RNA from Spirodela intermedia, 4572 nucleotides. The record is from the annotation of a GenBank genome assembly. NCBI's taxonomy places the organism in Eukaryota, Viridiplantae, Streptophyta, Magnoliopsida, Alismatales, Araceae.